UGUACGCCAAUCAUCGAGUCGAAACAUCUUUUUUUUUCCCUCAAGUCAGUAUGGAUGCAAAAAAAAAAAAAACUGACAUUAGGCGUUGAAAUUCACAUAGGAACCCUAAAACUUUUUUAAGACCCUGAAUUAACCAGCUAUCUAAAGUUUGUAGAGGCAGUUGCUUUGUGGACAAUCCAGGGAGUGCUGUGAAGCCAGUCCCUUGGCUUAAGCUUAAACAAGAAAGGGAGCUCGGUUGGCUCCAGUGGGAGUGUAUUCUGUAAGUUCUCUUUCCCCUCCCCUCUCUGGAACACUGAAGGCUGGACCUGGAAGCUCUGUAGUUCAAGUUAAUAUUGUGGCCAAGUUCCGUGUAGGUUGUUUUUCUGCUUGGAGUCCCAGUUUCUUCAUCAAUUGAGGUUGGCUUUUGUUAGAGUACUUCUCCACAUUGAACUACGCUAUAUCGAAUAAUACCGGAUCUGAAAGGACUGGAGGAUGGUAAAGUUGGAAGUUUGAAGUCAAAGGGAUUGAACAGGUAUUUUGUUUUGGUUAGAUACAGUCUCAGUGAGUGGGUUAGAAAAAUAACGCAUUGAGUUGCCUUCGGAUAGGGCUCUUUAUCUUGUAAGAAAAUACAGUCUGAAACAGUAUCUUUGAGGUGGACUGAUAAUCUGGUAACUUUACGUGGGCCUAUGCCUUCAUCUGUGGCAGUACCGAAGUUUGUCGCGGGCCUCACUGUUCAACGGGCGGUUCUAGUGUAGUCAUUGUGCAGGCGAGUUUCUGAGCAAUUGUGAUGCGUUUGAAAGACGUUAGUUGUGAAAAGAUGAGUUGUUUUGGGAACUGGGUGUUGCUUAGUCCAAAUGAGCAUCAUACAUAGUCUUUAUUGAUGGAGUCUCUAAGUUGGUGGUAGUGAAGGUAUAGUAGAUAAGCAAAUGUUAAAGUGAGUUCAAAGUGGACAGCAUGGUCAAAAAUUGCUGCCGUUUUUUUAUGCAUAUAUAGCUUGUUUUGUUCUUUUCUUCAUACUUUUUCAGCCCUAUCUUUUCUCAUCUAGUUCUUUUGAAAACGUUUUUAGUUCAUAAAGAAAGUAAGAGAAAUGGGGGACUUUUGAACUGGUGUUUAGUAUCUUCUGAGCUUAUAUUUGUAUUUAGAUACGUGGCUGAUUCUUUUUUCAGGGUGUUCUUAAAUGAAACACUGAAAAUACAGAAUUUUUAUCUUUAGUCAAAGGGCUCUGCUUUAAAAGGACAUUUUCUAGUAUAUGAGUCAUUGAGCCAACUAUAAUCACAUCUUGGCGUUUUCCUAUGGGACUUAACUUUCCUCCCUUGGUGUCAGAAUAGGAUCGUUUUAACUAUGAAACUUCAGAAUUAAAAAUAAUCUAAUCUGACUGACUUGUGUUGGAUGUAACUGCAUUUUUGGCCAUCAUUAAAGAGAAAUUGAUUUUGUUUCAAUGUUAUGAGUUCGAUUAUAGCAUGAAAUUCUUAAAGAAGUUAAUUGCAUGGAAGCCCCCCCUUUUAAAAGCAGGAUAUAAGUGUUUCUAUGCAUAUUACAAGUUUACUCAGACAUGUAACUUGUAUAUGUUAUUAACUUCAACUCUUUUUUCCCUUGCAACCGACUAUACAGCGACCAGCUACAUUUACCAAAGCCUGGGUGAUGUGGAGUGGUACAUAGAGAUGAAGCUGUCGUCAUGGCAACAGACUCCAAGCCCUCUGAUCCUUGAUCAGAACUACAUUAACACCAAAAAUCAAGUUAUCAAGGCAGAAAGGAGGGUGCUAAAGGAGUUGGGAUUUUGUGUUCAUGUCAAGCAUCCCCAUAAGAUCAUUGUAAUGUAUUUACAAGUCUUAGAAUGUGAACGUAACCAAACCCUGGUUCAAACUGCCUGGAAUUACAUGAAUGACAGUCUUCGAACCAAUGUUUUUGUUCGCUUUCAACCAGAGACGAUAGCAUGUGCUUGUAUCUACCUUGCAGCUAGAGCACUUCAGAUUCCAUUGCCAACUCGGCCCCAUUGGUUUCUUCUUUUUGGUACCACAGAAGAGGAGAUCCAAGAAAUCUGCAUAGAGACACUUAGACUUUACACCAGGAAAAAGCCAAACUAUGAAUUGUUGGAAAAAGAAGUAGAAAAAAGAAAAGUAGCAUUACAGGAAGCCAAAUUAAAAGCAAAGGGAUUGAAUCCUGAUGGAACGCCAGCCCUUUCAACGCUCGGUGGAUUUUCUCCAGCCUCUAAACCAUCAUCACCGAGAGAAGUAAAAGCUGAAGAGAAGUCACCAAUCUCCAUUAAUGUGAAGACAGUCAAAAAAGAACCUGAGGACAGACAACAGGCUUCCAAAAGCCCGUAUAAUGGUGUAAGAAAAGACAGCAAGAGAAGCAGAAACAGCAGAAGUGCUAGUAGAUCAAGGUCACGAACCAGAUCGCGGUCUAGAUCACACACCCCAAGAAGACAUUAUAAUAAUAGGCGAAGUCGAUCUGGAACAUACAGCUCAAGGUCAAGGAGCAGGUCCCGCAGUCACAGUGACAGCCCUCGAAGACAUCACAACCAUGGUUCUCCUCACCUGAAGGCCAAACAUAGCAGAGAAGACUUAAAAAGCUCAAAUAGACAUGGCCAUAAAAGGAAAAAAUCACGGUCUCGAUCUCAGAGCAAAUCUCGGGAUCACUCAGAUGUUACUAAGAAACACAGGCAUGAAAGGGGACAUCACAGAGAUAGGCGUGAAAGAUCUCGCUCCUUUGAGAGAUCCCAUAAAGGCAAACACCACGGCAGCAGUCGCUCAGGACACAGCAGGCAUAGGCGUUGACUUUCUUCCUCUGACAUUGCAUCGGUUCCUGGUUUUGCCUGUAUGCAGUGUGAUGUAUGGACUCAAUCAGAACAUAAAGUGAUUAGGAAUUGAUUUAUUAAAAUUGUCUAGGUCUCUAGAAACACUGAGGACAUUUUCUUUGGAAAAGAACUAUGUUAAGGUUUUUUGCACAUUAAAAUGCCCUAGCAGUAUCUCAUUGAAAACCAUGGUCAGGUUCAAUUGUACUUUAUUAUAGUUGUGUAUUGUUUAUUGCUAUAAAAACUGGAGUGUGAAUUCUGUAAAAAUGUAUCUUAUUUUUAUACAGAUAAAACUUGCAGACACUGUUCUAUUUAAGUGGUUAUUUGUUUAAAUGAUGGUGAAUACUUUCUUAACACUGGUUUGUCUGCAUGUGUAAAGAUUUUUACAAGGAAAUAAAAUACAAAUCUUGUUUUUCUAAA
This is a messenger RNA of Arvicola amphibius (Eurasian water vole), 3193 nucleotides long. RefSeq names its product cyclin L1 (gene Ccnl1). Gene Ontology annotation, molecular function: cyclin-dependent protein serine/threonine kinase regulator activity. Bases 1440 to 2756 code for a protein of 438 amino acids. Gene Ontology annotation, cellular component: nucleus. The record is from RefSeq and is a predicted model, not a curated record. Gene Ontology annotation, biological process: regulation of transcription by RNA polymerase II. NCBI's taxonomy places the organism in Eukaryota, Metazoa, Chordata, Mammalia, Rodentia, Cricetidae. The transcript is spliced from 9 exons.